This is a messenger RNA of Notodromas monacha, 5840 nucleotides long. Lineage: Eukaryota; Metazoa; Arthropoda; Ostracoda; Podocopida; Cyprididae. The record is from the annotation of a GenBank genome assembly.
GAUAUAUUUUAUAUUUCAUUGCAGGUACCAUAAUAUGAAAGAACCUCGCGCGGUUGUAUUGCGUGUCAAGUGAUUAUGUGUUGAUUGAUCAAUGAUGGAGCAGAUCGAAAGUAUGUCGCCGAGUCGCGAUGAGCCUCAAGAAUUAUCGACGAGUCCCGGUAAUUCGGUGGAUCUGGCUAAUUGCCUGCAAGAAAUCCGGCCGUUGAAAAGAAAAAUUCGGAAACUCGGAAAGGACAGUCAGGUCUUGAAAGAGAAGCUUCGCUGUUGUCGCGAUUCUUUGCGCUCGACCUUGUCGCAGAUUGAUGAAAAAGGCCGUGAACUGGUCGAUGCCAUCGUUGAAGUCGGCAAACUGGAGACAGAAAUCGCUGAUGAACUGAGACGGAAGGUUAAGCUUUCGAAAAAAAUUGAAAGUGGACAACAGCGCAGGGAUUCUCUUCGAUCGUUGGCAAGUCAGUUCGAACACGCCAGGGAUCUCGUGCGAGAAGCCGCGGACGUUCUCAACAAAGACAGAGAGGAAUUAGACGAAAGACUUUCCGUUGCAAAACAACGAUUGGCUGGUGCCAACGCGAGAAUUUCUGCGUACAAAGAGGAAAUCACGGGAAAGGCUCGAGAUCUUUCGAAUGUCAUGAGUUUGGGUUCGAAGUUACACACGUCCUUGGACACGUUGAUGCGAUUCAUCGAGCGGAAUAGUGCAGAAGGCCCGAUGAUCUUCCUACCUGGAGAUUUCGACCUAGCGUCGCAUGAAACCCUAAGGUCCUGGGUGAACUUCAGUAUCAAGGGAUACGCAUCGUUCCAAUCGGCGAACAGGUCUUCAGAAACCAUGCAUUUGUCGUCAAGUUUGAGAGAAAUCUCGUCCGAAAGCGAAGCGGAAGACGUUUUUAUUACAGAAAAACGUGCUUCUCCCAAGAAAAGUAUGCCUUUAGUCGACUCGAGUCCGAUUCCCGAGCAGCAAAAGACGAGAGUCGUCAAGAAAAAACUCGGUCGGCCACCCGAACGCCGGCUGAAAGAAAUUCUCUCGCGACAGAAACGAAACUCGAACGGAUCCCCGAAAAUCUCACGAAGUGCGAAACAUGAGCGGAAAUCGAUUCAGGAGGAAAUAGUAAACGUUAAGACAGAGACUCCGACAAGAUCUCUUCGUGUAACCCGAAGAAGUGUGAUAGUUUCGCGAGAUUCGGAAGAUGUCGCUGAAAUUCUGGACAUACCAUCGAGCAUGCCCGAAAUCGACUUCGAAAGUCCGAAAAUUCAACAGAUUAAGGCGAGUCCUGUUCGUGCUCCGUCUCUGCGAAAAAAUGUUACUACCAAGAAAGCAUCGCCUGACGGAAAAUCUCGUGAUGCACAAAAAUCUGGAAAGAAGCUUUUUUCGAAGCGAAAGCCACCUGUGUCCUCGUUGUCAUCUUCUUCGGAAGACGAAAAAAGUGACGAUGAAAAGUCGCGAAACAGUGAAGCGUUGAACGGUUUGAAAGAAAAAAUGAAGGAACGUGUAAAGGUGAAAAAUUUGUCGCCAUCUCGAAAGAAGCGGAAAACUGAGGAUUCUUUCCUGAAAACUCCGAUCAAAACUUCUACUCCAGCUACACAACUUUCGUCAUCGUCUGAAGAGGAAUUUUGUGCGACUCCGAGUCCAAGAAUUCAACAGAUUAAGGCGAGUCCUGUUCGUGCUCCGUCUCUGCGAAAAAAUGUUACUACCAAUAAAGCAUCGCCUGACGGAAAAUCUCGUGAUGCACAGAAAUCUGGAAAGAAGCUUUUUUCGGAGCGAAAGCCACCUGUGUCCUCGUUAUCAUCUUCGGAAGACGAAAAAAGUGAAGAUCAAAACUCGCGAAACAGUGAAGCGUUGAACGGUUUGAAAGAAAAAAUGAAGGAACGUGUAAAGGUGAAAACUUUGUCGCCAUCUCGAAAGAAGCGGAAAACUGAGGAUUCUUUCCUGAAAACUAUGAUCAAAACUUCUACUUCAGUUACACAACUUUCGUCGUCGUCUGAAGAGGAAUCGUGUGCGACUCCGAAGAGAAGUAUGCCCGUGGUGACAAUAAGUCCGUCCUUGCGAAAAACGCCGUCAGCUUCGAAGAACGCGCCAGAAGAAGCUCCUGUAGUUUCGGAGAAGCCUUCGGAGUGGAAAAGAACAUUUGAGUGUCGUCCACGGACUUCAAAAAUGCAAGAAAGUGUGCCAAGAACUGCUGUGAUGCUGGGGAUUCCCACGUCUCCGCUGAAGAGAAAACUUGGUCCGCCUGAAACGACCGAAACAACUGAUCUUGUACCAGUGACAGUAUCCCCGAAGAUCAAAGCAUCGCCCAAAGCAAAAGCUUCUGGAAGUCAAGGUCCCUCUCAAGCGCAAACUACGAAAGCUGAAGGUCACUCUCAGUCGCAAACGAGGAGAGCAGUUGCGAAACAAUUAAACGAUGCCACUGAGGUUUUCAUGAUUCGGAAAUCCAACCGACCCGCGAAAUUCGUUGUCAAACGGAAAGCUAAAACAACUGUAAAAUCAACCGCGGAUGAGUUUGUUUCGGAAGAUGUCGUUGAUGAAUUUAUCUCUGGGGUACGUUCCUCUGAAAUACUUGCUGAAGUUGACGCUACUGUGGAUAUUCUGGUGAGCUCCACGAGCAAUGCCGAGGAUUUUCAGGGAAAAACUUCAGAAGAUAGUGUCUUCAUUGUUCCCCCGCCAGUUGAAUUCCGCAGUGAUCAUCCUGGUAAAACUGAACCAAAUGGUAUUGCUUGCGUGACAGCAACUCGACCGAAGAAUACUACCACUAAGCAGUCGGAAGAACGAGAAUUCGUUUCGGAAAUACCAGCGCCUUGCAUCAUGGACACGACUGAACUUUCUGUGAAUGUUGAUCUUUCGGUGACAGAUCUGUUAUCUUCUGGAUCGCAUCUUGAAGAAACCUUUACGACUGAAGAAUUACCUUCAAAAUCGUCACUUCCGAGUGUUUCGAGGUCAACUUCUUCGUAUGAUCAGUCGCACACUUCGAACGUUUGUUCACAAGCCCGCGAAAACGGCACGAAUGAAAUGUCUCCUCUCAAGGAUGAGGAAGUUUCCCAGCUCACAUCGUCAGUAUUUAACGGUUCUCGAAUAUCUCUAAACAAUCCGAUCAACUUGAGCGAAGAUUUCCAGCCUCCGACUGAAGUUGUGCGAGAUUUGUUCCUGUCCGACGAAGAUUCUUCAAGCGAAGAGACAAACAAGACGACAUCGGAAAGAAAAUCACCUCGGCUGUUAGAAUCAAGCAAAGGCGACGCUAAAAGGGAAACUUCAGAAUGCAGCGGAAUUCNCAGCGGAAUUCAAAAGCGUAUUGAAUCUGAAAUCAUGAAAAGAAAAUUUGCUCGUCGUCGUCCAACGAAUUCAACGUUCGAAAGCAAGCCAGAAAAGCCGGAGAAACCUGUGAGACAAGUUCGUCGGUCAGUCAGAACCGUGGUGUCGAAGAAGAAAAACCCAGUUCCACGAUCGAAGAGGUCAGAAAUUUCUGUUAUGAAGCAUGAAGCUGAUAAAGCGGAAGUUCCUGUGAUGCGAAAGGCGAUUAAAAGGACGAGAAGCCCGAAAAAAUCGGCUGCUACUCCGAAGGCGUGUUCUGUGAAAAGCAUCCAGGAAAUUGUCGAACCGGUACCUGAAAGAAUUGAGGGCUUGGAACAGACUCUUCCGAUUUCAGAAGAAGCCGUUGCAAUGAGUCCUGUCGAGGAAACAGUCGCUGAAUCUGAUCAACCGCGGACACCAAAGGAACUCGACGGGGAAGCGGAAAAGUCCCCGAAAGUGAAUCGCAAAUUAUCUUUAGUUCUGAAGAAGCUGGAUGUUCAAAUUUCCCAACCAGCUAUGAUUCCGUCCGGCGAUCUUACCCCUGCAAUUGAGGCCAGUCAUGCUUUCACUUGCGAAGUUGACGAGAAGGACGAAAUUCCGCAGGUUAUUCCUGCAAAGGUGAUGGCCCUUGAAACCCGCGAACAGCCUAGAUCUCAGAUAUCGGCGAUAUUCGGGAGUGACUCCGAAUCCGAAUAUUCUCCUGUGAUCAUGUCCCCGCAGGAUAUUGACGGGCUUGCCCGUGAUCUGGAAAUUUCCGAUGAGGAGUCACAAGAAUUUUCACAAGAGGAACCGGAAACUCCGGUGAAAACCGCUCCUAGUGGAGAGAUAACGAGUCGUCGAACUGAAUCCAUCGGUGAUCUCAAAUCAUCAAGUAAUGAACAAAUGGAAUCCUCUUCUCUGAAUAUGGAAACAGAGGAGUCGAAAGAAACGCUCCCUCGAGUGGGUGAAACUCUGAAGACUUCUGAAAAUGAAGAUAGGAAACUUCAGGAGAUUCCCGAGGAUUCCUCCAAGAUCAGGGAAGGACCAGUGGAUGUCAUUGAAGGCGACAAAGUCAUUUCUGUCGUGGAAGGGGAGAAUAUCCCGUCACAGAAGAAAGUGGACAUGCGUGAGCUUUUUGACAUGUCCUCUGAUGAUGAGUCUCCUUCCGCCAUUAAAAAUAACAUUUCAAAGGAAGAAAGUUCGUCAGAUUAUUCGACUAGCUCCGAUUCGGAAGGAGAAGAUGAAAUGAUAGUUGAACAAUCGAAAAUGUCCGCCGACCUGAUGAACACAGUUGCAGAUUUCGGCCUUGCUUUGCCAGCUGCAUCCUUAAUGGUAGCCGAAGAUCAGAAUUUUUCGAGAGAUCCAUUGGAUAGCGAAGAAGACUUGACGAUAGAAGAGCCUAUUGAGCGCAAUUCGGGUUCCGGGAGGAAUUUUUAUGCGUCAGCUGACAAAACUGCUGUUUCCAAGGAGGAGCCCCGCGUUGAUCCCUCAGAAUUUGUAAAACCAGUGCCUUCGUUUUACGGUGGAGAAGCUUGUUUGUCUGAUCGAGAGCCGGAAGAAACAAUCAGUGGACUGAACUAUCUUCCGUUGCCUGGAAGAUUUGCGUCGGUCGUGGCAGCAGUUGAGCUGCUUCUAAAUAAAGACUCCAUCGAUUUGGCGAAACAGAAUGCGAGAAAUCUGCUUUUGAAGGAGUGCGAAAGUGGAAACUUCGCCGACGCAAUGAUCCACCUCAUAGAAGCCGUGGAAGGAAAGUUGCUAUUGGACUGUGAGUUGGUGCGGGAAUUCAGUGAUAAGCUGUAUCCACGAUGGAUCGUGAAACUGUCGACUUUAUGCGCCGACCUCAAUUUGAACGACUUUUCUAUGAAUGCGUUCCUCGGUCGGUUUCUGGUAACCGGGGAGUUGAAAUUUGAGCGAGGAAUGGGGGUCGGCAAAUGCUUGGCGUUCAUUUUUCACUUGGCGCAACGCGGAGGUUUACCGUCGCUGUUCCUCAAGAAGUUUCUGUUGCACGUUUUAAGAUCCAAGGACUGGGAUGUACCCAAAAUCAUUAUGAGUGUCAUGAUCUUGACCAGCAACAACCAUGGGAGUGACACCUUCAUUUCAGUUAUGUGCGACUACUUGGCGAGUAUUGUUGCCGGUCCAUUGCGAUGCUUCGGUUGCUCUAUGACAUCGAAGAAAUGCACUCUGGCGCCAGAACCAACAGAUUUAACUGCCUUUCCCUUGAUUGUUUUGAAGAUCGUACAGAGUUCUAAGGCAUCCCUGGAUGAAUGGAUGAUCACGAAAGAAGUCCUUGUGGCUGUGAAGAAUUUGAAGGCGCCUGUUGGAGAUGCUAGGCUUAUGUGGAAUGUUUUGGAGGACGUGUUGUGGCAUUCUGCUGGAUGAGGAUGGGCAUGUUCUUUGCAUUGCCAACAGUGGGUUUGGUUGCCAGUGAUGGAAACAUGGACUUUUUGGCAAAAUUUGAUCUGCGAAACGGUGCAAAUGCUUCCUGAGCUUUUUUUUUACAUGUCCUGAUGAGAAAUGAAUGACCUUUGGUCAUUUUUGCUUUGUGUUUAUUUAACUUUUUAGAGAUCACUACCAAAUUUACUCAACU